Messenger RNA from Zingiber officinale, 472 nucleotides. RefSeq names its product short-chain dehydrogenase TIC 32 B, chloroplastic-like. The transcript has 3 exons. Bases 32 to 469 code for a protein of 145 amino acids. NCBI's taxonomy places the organism in Eukaryota, Viridiplantae, Streptophyta, Magnoliopsida, Zingiberales, Zingiberaceae. The record is from RefSeq and is a predicted model, not a curated record.
AACCAUUGGAUCUAAGCAUAUAAGAAUUUUCAUGCAAACCCCAGGUGGAAGUAGUGGGAUUGGAGCUGAAACUGCAAGGGUUAUGGCCCUCAGAGGAGCACAUGUCAUCAUUGGAGCAAGGAACAUGGAAGCUGCCAAUGUGGUAAAGGAGAAUAUCCAACAGAGUAUUUCAUCUGCUAAAGUUGAUGUCUCGAAGCUUGAACUUAGCUCACAAAAGUCUGUCCGAGCCUUCGCAAACAGAUUCAUUGAAAGGAAUCUACCCCUCAACGUCUUGAUAAACAAUGCUGGCGUGAUGAACUGCCCUUAUAAACUCUCAGAAGAUGGUAUAAAGAUGCAAUUUGCUACAAAUCAUCUGGGUCACUUUUUGUUGACAAACCUUCUACUUGAGAAAAUGAAAACUACAGCAAAGGAGUCAGGAAUCGAAGGGCGUAUUGUGAAUCUAUCAUCUGUAGCUCACAUUGGGAUUUGAAAA